Messenger RNA from Metopolophium dirhodum (rose-grain aphid), 996 nucleotides. Its product is annotated as dynein axonemal heavy chain 3-like. The record is from RefSeq and is a predicted model, not a curated record. Lineage: Eukaryota; Metazoa; Arthropoda; Insecta; Hemiptera; Aphididae. Bases 1 to 996 code for a protein of 331 amino acids. The transcript is spliced from 6 exons.
AUGAAAAAAAAUCGGUUAAAAAUGAAUAACUACCGUGCCAAAAACAAUGAAAAGUGUCCGGACCAUAUUUCUGAAGUUGGUGGAUACCCCCCGCUGUUCAGUAGUCAUACAUGGACUGAAUGUGCUCCGAUUAGUCAUCGAAUUCAUCUAAUGCAUCCGUCGAUGUCCAUUGGACGCAACUAUAGACUAGGACUCGAUAAGAAAUUACGCGAAAUCAACAAGUUAAACGAAACGACUAUGAGUAUUAAGAUAUUAGACGAAGAUCAUCAUCUUUUACAUUGUCCACGUCAAAAAAGCAAAUCCAAAAUCAAAAAACCACAUAAAACGAAUACCACGACUGCAGAUUACAAAUGUCCCGGGGUCGUGCCUCUAGCGGAUGUAUUGUCCGGAAAAUAUCACAGAGACAAAGCAGAGCGGAGGGAACAAGAAAAAAUCGCAAAGAAAAUUAAAAAUACUAUGAUAAAAGCACAGAUAUUACCUACAAAUUUUAUCAGAUCAUCAUUACAUGCUUGUAAAGCAAUGAGUCCAGAUGAACAAUUGAAUGUAUUGAAAGAUAUGUGGAAAAAACAAGAAAACAUAGAAAUUGGCAUGUGUAAAGAAGACAUUGAAACGAUUAAGUACUAUUUGAACGAAGGCAUAUCUAGUGAUUUUUAUAAUCCGUUUCCAGAACAAGUUUUAGAAAAUAUAAAGGAAAAUCGUAUUGAACCGAAUCUAUUAAAAAAGUAUUAUUUUUUGACGGCAUAUAUGGAAAGUGAAAUACGAACAAAUUAUGACACUGCUUGCAAAACAAUAAUCCUAAAUUAUUUACUGAUGGAGCCAGAUGAACUAAAUAGAAUUGGAAUAACAAAUUAUUAUAGACCUGAUUAUUCUACAAUGCAAAUCAGAGGUCCAAUUCCGUGGCACCAAACAGCUACUAUUCAGAGGGAUCAGCUAAGGCAUAAUUUAUAUAUUUUUAAUGAAUCUAUUUUAAUAUUGAAUACUAUAUGGAAAAAGUAA